AUGGUGGUGCUAGAGUUCUUCCUGGUUUUGCUUACUAUGAAUCAAGUGAUGCCUCAACCCAAACGUGGGAAUAAAGCUAGUUCAAAGACUUCACUUCAAGGUAGAGUUCUCCAGCUGGGAACCCAGGAGCAAUCCAUUUCUAUCCCUGGAUUGCCUUCAGUGAAUAUUUCUUUGCUGGAACAGUCCUUGAAACCAACAAGAAACUCAACACUAGCUCUGUUGCCUGAGCAGAAAACAUCUGAAGACAUGAGGCUUUAUCUGCUGAAGAACACCUUAGUGACAUGCAACGAUGGAACCACAGCAGGAUAUUAUAUACGAGAAGCCAAAGCCAGCAAACGAUGGAUCAUAUUUCUUGAAGGGGGAUGGUGUUGUUACAGCAAAGAGACUUGUGAUGUUAGGUACAAGAAUGCCAAGCGUCUGAUGAGCUCCGUAGACUGGCCAAAGACCAGAAGAGGUACGGGAAUUUUAUCUGCCCGCCCGGAGGAGAAUCCUCACUGGUGGAAUCUAAACGCAGUCUUUGUGCCAUAUUGCUCAAGUGAUAUCUGGAGUGGGAACAUAUCCAAGUCCAAGAACGAUUAUGCAUUUAUGGGCUCGGCCAUUAUACAGGAGGUGAUUCGUGAGUUGGUUCCAAAAGGCAUUAAACAGGCAAAGAGCGUCAUUCUAGCCGGGUCCAGCGCUGGGGGUACUGGAGUCCUGAUCAACAUAGACAGAGUGGCUUCUUUGGUAGAAGAGAUGACUGCUAAUAUCGUCCAAGUCCGAGGUCUAGUGGAUUCUGGAUGGUUCCUUGAGAGUAAACAUGGAAAAUCUGAUUGUAUGGAUGGAGCCUCUUGUGCACUCACUGAUGCCAUUAAAAAAGGCUUGAAACUUUGGAAUGGUACUCUCCAGGAGAAAUGCAGGCAGCAUUUAAAAAGGGAGGACGAGUGGCAGUGCUUCUAUGGCCCCAAGUCUUACACGUCAAUGAAAACUCCUAUCUUUGUGGUUCAAUGGCUCUAUGAUGUGGAACAGCUAAGAAUAGAAAAUAUCCAACCGGACUUCCAAUUCAUGACGGCACAUCAAUGGAACAACAUACAAAGCAUUGGAAGAGAGCUUAAGAAGUCCCUGCGUGAAGUCCCGGCGGUGUUUGCUCCGGGUUGCUUUUCCCAUACUCUUAUCAUAGCAAGCAACUGGUUGGAGUUCCAGGUCAAAGGUGUGACCUUAUCCCGAGCUCUACAGUGCUGGACAAAAAGCCUCCAGGACCGGAAAAGUCCAAAAACUGUAAUCCGCGGAUGCCCUUUUCAUUUGAUAGAUAACUGUCAAUGGCCACACUGUAACCCCACAUGUCCAGCCCUUCACGAUCCGGUGACUGGCCAAGAAGUGACCUUAUUACAGAUGUUCCUCAGACUGAGCAUUGAAAAUCAGAGAAGAGGACAUGAGCCCAAAGGAGACAUGAAUCAGCUUAUGGCGUUGUUGAGGAACGGUGGUUAG
Molecule: messenger RNA, 1464 nt
Organism: Bufo bufo (common toad)
Lineage: Eukaryota; Metazoa; Chordata; Amphibia; Anura; Bufonidae
Product: palmitoleoyl-protein carboxylesterase notum2-like
Exons: 11
Coding region: 1-1464 (487 amino acids)
Molecular function (GO): hydrolase activity
Source: RefSeq, a predicted model, not a curated record